GAGAAAGAGAAAGCUCCGUCGAUGUGCUAAAUGUUAAGUCACCGCGCUGUGCUCGAACAGAUCGCAACACUCGUUUAGUAUUCGGGAUUGCAUAAGAUGAUACCUGGAUCCGCCGCAUCAAUGCUACCGUCUGCAGAAGCUGCGAAAUUGUACCAGACCAAUUACGUCCGCAACUCGCGUGUCAUCGGACUUUUGUGGGCCAUCUUCACGAUCCUGUUCGGCAUCGUGAACGUGACCAUCUUCUCACAGCCCUAUUGGAUUGGGGAUGGGGUGGACACGCCGCAGGCCGGCUACUUCGGCCUCUUCCACUAUUGCGUUGGGGACGGACUCUCCAGAGAGCUGGCCUGUCAGGGUAGCUUCACGGAGUUCGCCGCGAUCCCCUCCAGUGCGUUCAAGGCCGCCUCCUUCUUCAUUGGGAUGUCUAUGAUGCUGGUGGUCACCUGCAUCGGCUGCUUCAGCCUCUUUUUCUUGCUCAGCACCUCCACCGUGUACAAGAUCUGUGGCUGGAUGCAAGCAGCAUCAGGUGUCUGUCUAGUGCUGGGCUGCAUGAUCUACCCGGAUGGCUGGGACAGCGAUGAGGUCCGGCGGAUGUGCGGAGAGCAGACGGAUAAAUACAGCCUGGGCGCCUGCUCGGUGCGCUGGGCUUACAUACUGGCCAUCAUGGGCAUCCUGGACGCGCUCAUCCUGUCUUUCCUGGCCUUCGUCCUGGGAAACCGUCAGGAUGGCCUCAUGACAGAGGAGCUGCUGGCUGAAAGCAAGGAAGGAGGGAAUGCCUAACCAAAUCUUCAGAUCCCUGAAUUUCCUUGUGUCAGUUUCCAUGAAAUAUUCCCAACAUCAACUCAAAGGAGGGAGGAGGCAGUCCAGGUCUGUGGGGGGAGAGGAAAACAACCAGCCAGCCUGCCUUUUACAUCCACCUGCCAAAAAAUCUACCUGCAUAACCCACAAAUUGGAGUCUUUCCAUCGCGCUCGCAGUCCCCAUGUCCCCCCCUCCCCCCACCAGCACUCCGAUAGGGCACUUCUGUCCUCAUGUGUCCACACAGCCGACCCCCGCACGUCAUUUCACAGACCAUGGCAGGGGCAGAGACUGUUAUCCGGGCGUGAAGUGAAUGGACGGCCCACUACCUACCUGAGAAGACACAGGGUUUUGCAUUUGCCGUGUGAGCACAGACAAAAAAAAAAAUGAAAACACGAAACGUAGACGUACACGUUGGCUCACACACCGACAUGAACCCAUCGCUUCACACAACACAUCUGUACAUUCAAAGAGAACGUAUACAAAUUCUGUAAUUAUAAGUAUUAAACUAUGUUAACACUUAGCUGUGUGUGUCACCGUCAGAAUGCGUAUCAUGUUUGAUUUGUGAGAAAAAGAAGUUGCUCAUUUAAUGUUGCGUUGAUGUAAAUCUAUUGUGUUUAUGUUC
This is a messenger RNA of Salarias fasciatus (jewelled blenny), 1418 nucleotides long. RefSeq names its product LHFPL tetraspan subfamily member 3 protein-like. Gene Ontology annotation, biological process: sensory perception of sound. The transcript has 4 exons. The coding region runs from base 97 to 777 and encodes 226 amino acids. NCBI's taxonomy places the organism in Eukaryota, Metazoa, Chordata, Actinopteri, Blenniiformes, Blenniidae. The record is from RefSeq and is a predicted model, not a curated record. Gene Ontology annotation, cellular component: plasma membrane.